Molecule: messenger RNA, 3183 nt
Organism: Dacryopinax primogenitus
Lineage: Eukaryota; Fungi; Basidiomycota; Dacrymycetes; Dacrymycetales; Dacrymycetaceae
Exons: 7
Coding region: 1-3183 (1060 amino acids)
Biological process (GO): regulation of DNA-templated transcription; DNA-templated transcription
Molecular function (GO): DNA binding; DNA-binding transcription factor activity, RNA polymerase II-specific; zinc ion binding
Source: RefSeq, a predicted model, not a curated record
AUGAGCGGCACUUUUAGGUUCGUCAUGGAGGAGCCGAGUGAGUCGGGCAAAGGACAGCAGAAGAAGCGCGCAAGGCUGGUAACCGCAUGCGACAAUUGCCGCAACAAGAAGAUCAAGUGUCUCCGGUCUCCCGCCUCCGUAGUCUGCGAAUCCUGCAAGCAGUCCUCACUCGAAUGCACCUUUGCAGACAGGGACAAGUACCAAGCUGAGAAGCUCGGUGUCUCCUAUUCCGCCACCUCUGCAGCACCGUAUCCCACCCCAUGGAGGGAGGGCAGUGCACCGGAGGAAGGGUUGGGUCCGCAUAGGCGGAGGAGCAACAGUCUGGCAAGACCGGCGAUGGAGAAUGGCGUGAAUGGAGUAUCGAGGAUCAGCGUUGACCUUCCUUCUGUUUCCAGCCCUGGAGCAGGGCUCAACUCGCCUUUAUCGUUCGAGAGCUUUGCACAAGGGGUUUCCAGUAUGCAGACUGCCACUCCAGGCGGGGCGAGCUCAUCAGGCAGCGGAGCAGCCUCAACAGGAAGUGGGGCGAACCUCCCAACGCCCGAGUCUCCCGUCGGCCAAACAGCGCUCGCAACCCCUAUCAACCCUUCCUCCGGGUCGUUCAACAGCCUCUUACACGCAAAUCGCAUGUUCGCACCGCAUCAUUCCACCCUCCCUCCCAAUCUCCAAGGACUACAUAACCUCCAGGGCAACCUCCUGCCUGGGAUCGCAGUGCAGAUGGAUCGGCUGAAACAGGCUCGGCGCGGGCGAGCAGGGGUAAAGCUUGAGCCAGGAUCUGGGGUGGGUUUCCGCGGUGGGAGGGACGAGUACCCGCCUAGCGAGGACGAGAAAGGCGAGUUGAAGCGAAUCAGCGUCCCCUUCUUUCGCUACUUUGGCGCUACGGCCAACACACCCGGUUAUCGAAGGAUCAACGUCCAUACGCAUACGUACGAGAAGGCUGCUCCGGCAGUUUCGGCGGGCGGGACGACUUCGAGGGACUCGUCCCCGGAUGUACCGCGGGUCAGCGGUGCCCCUGUUGACGGAACAUCUGGAUCUACGAAUGGUCAGAACGGGAUGAAUGGCAGCAACGGGAACGGGGCUAGCAUCGAUCCUUUCACACACGCUGUAAGGCACCCUUUCCACCGACCGCCGCUGACGAUGCCUCCCGUCUUUGGCGCUCCUCUCCCUCCUUUCCCUACUGGUCCUCACCGGUCCGCAUCCCCCUCUCUGCCAGUAGACAACCGCCCGCUCUUCGACCCCGCAGAUGACGUGCCUACCAUGCCCCACCCUGACCACCUACCUCACUUGGCGGAACUGUUCUUCGAUUACCUUGGCUGUCAUUUCCCAUUCCUCGAUCGGGAGGAAGUGAUGCGCGAUAUCAAGGAGAAGAAGAUCACGGCCACACUCGCGAAUUGUAUCGCCGCUCUCGGAAUUAGGUUCACAGACCGACAGGUGCUGCUUUUCCAAACCGAUGUCGAAGGGUUGCCUACGAGAAGAGCAAGGGCAGCGGAAAAAUACUGCAUGCGAGCAAAGGAAAUCAUCACCCCGUAUCUGUCCCUGCCGAGCGUGGAAAUCGUCCAAGCGCUGGUUCUGAUCGCCUGGGCAGAGUUUGGCUGCGGGCGAGAUAGCGGGUUAUGGAUGUAUUCCCGCAUGGCUGUAGGAAUGGCGAUGGACCUCGGGCUGGGCUUCGAAGCCACUAUUCAGCUGGUCACUGACCAUCCGGAACGCAUCCGCGCUACCUGGUGGGCGGUGAUACUCGUAGACCGGAUAAAUUGCUGGGGCACCGGAAGGCCCAUCGCUAUCCCGGACGAUGCGUUUGACACAGAGCCCCCAUUUGUCCCACCAAUGCAACAUGGGUAUAAUCGCUCUACGCCACCCCCGCCGGGGUAUGUAUUUGGGCAUCUUUGCAGGCUGGUGCAGUUGAGGGGUCGGAUGGGAGACUUGAUCAAUAACACCGUCAAGAGAAAGCUGAAUACAAGCCCGGUUGACCUGGAGCUAACAUCAUUACAAUACGAGAUGAUGGCGUUCUAUGCGUCUUUGCCAAACGACCUGCAGUUCAAUCUCGCCAACUUCAAAUUGUAUUUCCAGGCGAGCCAAGGUGCUCUUUUCCUCCUGCUGCACGUCAUGUUCCAUUCUGUCCUUAUCGUGUUGCAUCGCCCUCAGUUACUAGAGGACUUUACUCCAGACGUACCGCGUGCGUCUAUGCCUAGCGUCGAGCUUUCGCGUUCCUCCGCUCGAACGAUUGUGGACAUGGUCCUCCUGACAGACGAGCAGGGUCCGCUAGCACUCAUGGGCAACCCCUUCGUCGAUCUGCCCAUUCUCACAGCUGCUCGCUCAUUCCUAGAAGACAGAAAGGAGUUCCCCAUAGCGCAGAUGCCGAUGAACCUGAUCAUGAGCAAGAAAUGGCCGGAUUCUAGCAUCGCCAAGUGUAAGCAGUUCCUCGCCAAGAUGUCCAAGUAUUGGGGAGGUGUAAUGGCCGUGAGGAGGAUUCUGGAGGAGCAGGAUAUGUCACCGGACGGAAGCUUCGACCUUGGCCGUGGUGAGAGUGGUGACAGCCAAGUUGCUCCGCCUCGGCCGGACAGCGAGCUCAUCAAACAAUGGGCAACAAAGCAAUGGCGGAUGCAUGUUACCGAAAAUCGGAAGUCUCACCGAGAUAACACCGAAGACGGGUCGAAUGGUCCAGUCUCUCCCUCUGACAGUCAGAAGGCCGAUAUGCUUCGUUUCGGGGAUAGUCCAGAAGGAGCAAGCAUCGGAAUCACCGGCACCCUGGACACGCUUCUGGGCAUGCAGGACAACAGCAGCAUGGAUGCUCUGCUUCAAAAUGAUCCAGCGAAUCUUCUACGCGUCUCAUUCAACCAAGCAGAAGCGGAUUUCCAGUUCUCCAAUUUGCCAACUCAGUAUUACAGCAUCGCCGAUCCAGUCGACAACUUCUUACAAACAUUGCAAGGAGGCGGCGGCAUGCAGCUCGGUCCACCAGAUCUCCAGCAGCCACAACCGAUGAACACCCAGCAACAACAAUCCUUGCAGCCACCACCACAAGAGCAACAUCCACUGAUGGAUGUUACCAUGAGCGAUAACACGAACGGAUCGUUUGACACGGAUGCGAUGCUGCUGUUCCAGAACGAGAUUGGGCGCUUCUUCUCCAUCCCAGAGCAUCUCAGUCGAGCGCCUAGCCCAACCCUGAGAUCAGAGCAACCAGGCAAUUGA